AUGUACAGCAACUUAGUCAGAGUGGCAGCUGAUGGCGCCGCUGACAAACUUCGGGAACUAGGCAACGGUUGCUUCAUUCCCGACAUAUUGUGCGGAGAUCUUGAUUCCGUAUCCGCAAGCACUGUUAAAUUUUUAAGAUCAUCGGUAAUCUUGAAGAUCCCUGAUCAAGAUUCGACCGAUUUCACGAAGUGCCUUCGAACGAUUUCGAAUAAAAUUGUAGAAAACAUUGUUGCACUUGGCGGAUUAUGCGGACGUUUCGAUCACGUGAUUGGUUGCCUGAAUUCGCUCUCCAUUAACCUGGAAGAGAAUCCGCAUCUCCGUCUAUUUCUCUUGCACAGCGAAUCGCUUGUCACCUUACUUCCGAAAGGCGAAAAUCACAUUCAUUUGGAUUUGGAAUUGUGUACCGGAAAAUGUGGCCUAGCACCGUUGGGCUUUCCUGUAGAAAACGUUUACACAGAUGGAUUGAAAUGGAAUCUCAGUAAGUCAGUAUAUUUUGAUUCGUGA
Messenger RNA from Soboliphyme baturini, 504 nucleotides. The record is from the annotation of a GenBank genome assembly. NCBI's taxonomy places the organism in Eukaryota, Metazoa, Nematoda, Enoplea, Dioctophymatida, Soboliphymatidae.